Molecule: messenger RNA, 3086 nt
Organism: Podospora pseudocomata
Lineage: Eukaryota; Fungi; Ascomycota; Sordariomycetes; Sordariales; Podosporaceae
Gene: ned1
Product: lipin Ned1
Exons: 2
Coding region: 568-2934 (788 amino acids)
Biological process (GO): triglyceride biosynthetic process; fatty acid catabolic process
Cellular component (GO): nucleus
Molecular function (GO): phosphatidate phosphatase activity
Source: RefSeq, a predicted model, not a curated record
CCGACUUUUGUUUCGUGAACCGCCUCGAAUUUCUGCAGACCUGUCGCCGACGUUGACGCUUUUUAUUUUUCUCCCUAACGCAUUCCGUAGACGUCAGGUGCUCAGUGCCCAAGUCGUAUUUCUGCCUCUGUGCUACCAAGCAGCCCGCCAACCCGGUCCACCCCUCCGGCUGCUUUACGCUCAAGGUUCCUGUCAGUCAGGCCGUCGGAUCGCAUACCAUUGUGCGCCAGCUCGUCAUUCUAGCUCCGACUUUUCUCCCUAUCGUCCUUCCAUUCCGCAUUCCGACACUUUUGCAAACGCAAUUCAUCAAAUAUCGCAAGAAUUCCAGAGCUCCAGAGCCCACGCGCAUACCGAGAUCACCCAGUCCAGACCCGGCCUGCCGCCCUGUGUCUGGACCAUCACCAGCUCAGCUCAGCUCGGUUUCAGCUGACCUCUUGUUUGCUCGCCUUUGUCCAUACCAAACAUCCACGGAUAUUUUCUGUUACAACAGCGACCGGCGCGCUUGUACAUAUAUAGUUCUGUUGGAAGCGACAGCAGUGCCGGUGCAGUCACGCCAGCCUGGACACGAUGCAGUACGUCAGGAAUCUGAGCGACUCUGUCUCGACAGCAUGGAACUCGAUCAACCCGGCAACAUUGAGCGGAGCCAUCGACGUAAUAGUCGUUGAGCAGGAAGACGGAUCGCUACUCUGCUCACCUUUUCACGUGCGCUUCGGCAAGUUCUCGCUCUUGCGCCCAUACGAGAAGAAGGUCGAGUUCAAGGUCAAUGGGGUCAAGCAGCCGUAUUCGAUGAAGCUGGGCGAAGGAGGCGAGGCAUUCUUUGUAUUCGAGACCAGUGACACUAUUCCCAAGAGUCUCCAGACCUCUCCCCUCGUUUCUCCAGCCUCCAGUCCACCUUUGAGCCCGCAACAAACCACCGGACUCGGGGAGCCUGAAGCCCUCGAUCUUAACGAUCCAAAAGUGCGGUCAGCGAGCUUUAGCAGACCGCCGUUGACCGUGCUCCCGAAUCAAAGAGAUGGCCUCAUCACACCAAGAUCAGCUUCUCCAGAGUUCGGAAAGGCCGGAACCUCUAUUGGCGACUGGUCCCCACCGCGUCCUCAUAGCGAUGACGUCCUGCGGAUGACGGCUAGGAGGGCACCCAGUGAGGACUCGGACGACCCCGAAAACCCCAAGUACUCGGACCGUUCACACAGCCCACCGCCUCUCUCGGCAUCCGAGGCUUUGCAGAGAGCCAUGAAUCUCUCCAGGGAGCUUGCCGCAGUGAAUAUUCAGACACAUAUCACCGAAACAGGAGAUCUUAUGCUGGAUAUGAGCAACUUCAAAAACAACGAGGAAGAUGCGAUCAAGACGGAGAUUCUGGCUCGCAAGGUUCUCUCGGAGGAGCUCGACGGCUACUACGAUAUCGGCGCUCUGUUUGGUGUGGAUGAGCGCGGAAAUCUCUGGAUCUACAGCAGCGAGGAAGCCAAGGCUGCCGCCAUGAAGAAAGCCAUGGAAUCGAGCCUGCGCAACGACAACGGCAUCGUCAUGGACGCAGCUUCUGAUCCCGGCUACCAGAGCGACAGCAGUGAUGUGACAGCUUCACCUAGCGUACCAAGCCACAGACGUGCCGAUUCAGACCUCGGCCAGAUGUCUAUCCAGACACCACCCAGCUCUCCCGGCUCCUCAACCGCCGGUGAUCCGAACCGUAACUACGCCAAGACCUUGCGGUUGACCAGUGACCAGCUCAAGGCCUUGAACCUGAAACCGGGCGAGAACUCGAUGAGCUUCACCGUGAACCGCGCGACCUGCUCGGCCUACAUGUACCUCUGGAAGUACGAGGUGCCAGUCGUCAUCUCCGACAUUGACGGCACCAUCACCAAGUCAGAUGCCUUGGGCCACGUGCUGAACAUGAUCGGCCGUGACUGGACUCACGCCGGUGUGGCCAAGCUAUACACCGACAUCGUCGCCAAUGGGUACAACAUUAUGUACCUGACGAGUCGCUCCGUCGGACAAGCCGACACCACCAGGGCAUACCUAGCCGGUAUUGUCCAAGACGGCUACAAGCUUCCACGAGGCCCAACAAUUCUGUCUCCAGAUAGGACAAUGGCCGCCCUCCGUCGCGAGAUUUACCUCCGAAAGCCACACAUCUUUAAGAUGUCCACCCUGCGUGAUAUUCGCUCCCUCUACGGCCCCGACCGCAAACCCUUCUACGCCGGCUUCGGGAACCGUUUCACAGACCAAAUCUCUUACCGCACAGUCGACGUCCCGAGAACAAGGAUUUUCACCAUCAACUCCAACGCGGAGGUUUCGCUCGAUCUGCUCAGUCUUAACAAGAUGAAGCUUAGCUAUGUCAACAUGACCGAGGUGGUAGACCACUACUUUCCCCCUGUCAGCACGCUUGUUAAGGGCGGUGGGGAGGAAUACACUGAUUUUACGUACUGGAGGGACACCCCGCUUGAACUGGACGAGUUCUCGGCUAGUGAUACCGAGGGUGAGGGCGAGGAAGAGGAAGAAGAAGAAGAGGAGGAGAUGGAUGAUGAGAAUGAGGAGUACGAAGAUGAGGAUGAGGAUGAGAUUGGGGAGGGGAUGGGGGAUAGUUACAUGUCGAGGGAUUCAUACGGGGAUGACCUGGGGGAGAGUUAUGACGAGGACAGGAUGAUGAGGAGUGCGCUUGAGGAGAGGGGGCAGGAGGGGGAUGAUGAGGAGGAUUUGGAGGAGGAGUUUGAGGAGGCGGUGGAUGAGGAGGUUGAUAGGGCGGGUGGUGAGGAGGAGAUGCCGAUGGAUGAGAGCACAAAGGAGAAGAAGAGGAUUUUGGAGGAUGUGGAGAGGAAGCUUGAGGAGGAGAAGAGGGAGAAGGAAAGGGGGAAGGACACGGUUGUGCCGGAUACUAAUGCGGAGAUUAUCACUGGAAUUAAGGAUUUGAAGGUUGGUGCUGAGGUUGCGGAGAAGAAGGAGUGAUGAGGGAGGGUUGUGUUUCAACAAACAACAGUGGUUUUGGGAGAGCAUAUAGAGGAAGGAUUCAAGGGGGGAUUCUUGGUGUGAUAGACAGACUUGUUUGUUUGGGGGUUUGGGAAGAGAUGGGGAUUUGUUGCAUAGCGCGGCGUUUUUUU